AUGGCAAUAGAGAUUCUUAUACUGAAGAAGCUAAAUCAUCCUAAUAUUAUUAAGCUUGAAGGAUUGGUGACAUCAAAUAUGUCUUAUAGUCUCUACCUGGUGUUUGAAUACAUGAAACAUGAUCUCUCUAGCCUUUCUGUCGUCCAAGGUGUCAAGUUUACAGAGCCACAGAUUUUUAAAUUACGUGGCUCUCCAUCAGAUGAAUACUGGAAGAAAUACCGAUUACCAAAUGCAACACUUUUCAAGCCACAACAUCCUUACAUGCGUUGUACAAUAGAAACAUUCAAAGACUUUCCACCUUCUUCUCUACCUUUACUAGAAACUCUUCUUGCAAUGGUACCUAAGGACAGAGGCACUGCCACUUCCGCUCUUAAUAGCAAGCAAAGAGGUUUAAGCAGUAAAUCUCAUGCUGUGGAUGGAAAUAGAAGAACAAGGACACGUGAACGUGUUUGCCGUGCAGUUCCAGCUCCAGAAGCCAAUGCAGAAAUCCAAUCAAAUUUAGAUGUGAGCUUUGGAGCUGCCGGAGUCUCAAGACUCUUUACUUGUUCGACAACUGAUUCCCCGGGUAAACAAAGACCUCACCGGAGGAAACAACGGCCUCGCCGGAGUCUGGUUCAACAUCCUAAUUUCACCACCACCACUAUCAUCCCCUCUUUAUACCCACCGUCGGUAGAACCCUCUAUCCCUCACACACUCACGCACAUGAUGAAAGAAGUACAUCGACUCGCUCCUUGUUCAUCCUUAGUUCCCAAUUAA
Molecule: messenger RNA, 756 nt
Organism: Lactuca saligna
Lineage: Eukaryota; Viridiplantae; Streptophyta; Magnoliopsida; Asterales; Asteraceae
Source: the annotation of a GenBank genome assembly